CAUUAAAUUACACAAGUUUAAAAUGGCGAACUGGUUUCAGUUUUCGUGUAUAAAAACGGGCCAGACCGUUGGUGUAUUAUCAGUUAAACAGAUACAUUAACCGGUAAUCACUUCAUUACACAUAUAAUUAAAAUGGCUUUCAGGUGUAUGAUCCUUUGCAUUACUCUAGCCUUCGCCAGCGCUGGCAACCUCUUGGCCCCAGCUGCCGUGAGCUACUCAGCAGCCCCAGCCCUGGCCUACAGCGCCCCACUCGCCUACUCCACCCCAGCGAUCACCUCCCAAUCCUCAAACAUCUACAGGACCGCAGGAAACUUGGGACAAAUCUCCACCUACUCCAAAACCAUUGACACCCCAUACUCCAGCGUGAGCAAAUCUGACGUCAGGGUCUCCAACCCCAGAUUAAGAUUCGCUGCUGCCCCAGCUCUCGCUUACUCCGCUCCCAUCGCUCAAGCCGCUUAUGCUGCUCCAGUCGCUUAUGCCGCCCCAGUAGCUCACGCCUCCUACGCUGCUCCAGCUCUUGCCGCCCCCGCUUACGCCACCUCCUCCAGCUUUGCUACCCGCUCUUCUCUUCUGGGAGUCGCUUACUCAGCUGCCCCAGCUGUAGCUCACGUUACCUACGACAACGGUUUCUCCCGUUAUGCUUGCCGAGACACGGUCGUAAAAAUUAUCAUUUCCUUUACUUCAUUUCGAGUGAUAAGCAACACCUCCCAAGCUACAAAAAUGGCAUUCAGAUUCAUGGUACUUUGCGCCACCCUCGCCCUUGCCAGCGCCGGCAACCUCUUGGCCCCAGCUGCCGUAAGCUACGCAGCAGCCCCAGCACUGGCCUACAGCGCCCCACUCGCCUACUCCACCCCAGCGAUCACCUCCCAAUCCUCAAACAUCUACAGGACCGCAGGAAACUUGGGACAGAUCUCCACCUACUCUAAGACCAUCGACACCCCAUAUUCCAGCGUCAGCAAAUCUGACGUCAGGGUCUCAAACCCUGGACUAAGAUUCGCUGCUGCCCCAGCUCUCGCUUACUCCGCUCCCAUCGCACAUACCGCUUAUGCUGCCCCAGUCGGUUAUGCCGCUCAAGCCGCUUAUGCCGCCCCAGCUGCUUAUGCCGCCCCAACAGCCUAUGCUGCCCAUGCUUCUCCUCUGUUGGGAGCAGCUUACUCUGCCGCCCCAGCUGUCGCUCAUGUCACCUACGACUCCGGAGUGUCCCACUACGCUUGGUAAUUGUUGAUUUUUAUGUUAUUGUUUGUCAAUUUAUUUAUUUAAAUAAAUGUUUGUGAUAUAAAA
This is a messenger RNA of Anthonomus grandis grandis, 1281 nucleotides long. Its product is annotated as cuticle protein LPCP-23-like. The transcript is spliced from 4 exons. NCBI's taxonomy places the organism in Eukaryota, Metazoa, Arthropoda, Insecta, Coleoptera, Curculionidae. The record is from RefSeq and is a predicted model, not a curated record. The coding region runs from base 133 to 1218 and encodes 361 amino acids.